AUGGCUGCGAGAUCCCAGCCCAGCGCUCCCAAAACCAAGAGUCCAAGCAACGUCUCCAAUGGCCGGGCUGAAUGCCAAGGGCAGUGGGGUCGUGCCUGGGAGGUGGACUGGUUCUCCUUAGCGAGCGUCAUCUUCCUGCUGCUCUUUGCGCCUUUCAUUGUGUACUACUUCAUCAUGGCGUGCAACCAGUACAGCUGCUCCCUGACGGCCCCCGUGGUGGACAUCGUCACCGGGCGGGCCCGCCUCUCGGACAUCUGGGCUAAGACCCCGUCAGUGACAAAGGAAGCAGCCCAGAUCUAUGCCGUGUGGGUCGUAUUCCAGGUGGUUUUGUACUCACUGCUUCCUGACUUCUGCCAUAAAUUUGUGCCCGGCUACGUCGGAGGGGUUCAGGAGGGGGCGGUGACUCCUGCAGGGAUUGUCAACAAAUAUGAGAUUAACGGCCUGCAGGCCUGGCUCAUCACCCACCUCCUCUGGUUUGCCAACGCCCACUUCCUGUCCUGGUUCUCCCCCACCAUCAUUUUCGACAACUGGAUCCCGCUGCUGUGGUGUGCCAACAUCCUUGGCUACGCCGUCUCCACAUUUGCCAUGAUCAAGGGCUACCUGUUCCCCACCAGCGCCAAAGACUGCAAAUUCACAGGCAAUUUCUUUUACAACUACAUGAUGGGCAUUGAGUUCAACCCUAGGAUUGGCCAGUGGUUUGACUUCAAGCUGUUCUUCAAUGGACGCCCCGGCAUUGUUGCUUGGACCCUCAUUAACCUGUCCUUCGCCGCUAAGCAGCAGGAGCUGUACGGCCGGGUGACCAACUCCAUGGUCUUGGUCAAUGUCCUGCAGGCCAUCUACGUGCUGGACUUUUUCUGGAAUGAAACCUGGUACCUGAAGACCAUUGACAUCUGCCACGACCACUUUGGAUGGUACUUGGGCUGGGGAGACUGCGUCUGGCUGCCGUAUCUUUACACCCUGCAGGGCCUGUACCUGGUCUACCAGCCCGUGCAGCUCCCCACCCUCCAUGCCGUGGGCGCCCUGCUGCUGGGCCUGCUGGGUUACUACAUCUUCCGCAUGGCCAACCAUCAGAAGGAUCUGUUCCGCCGGACGGACGGGCGCUGCCUGAUCUGGGGCAGGAAGCCCAAGGUCAUUGAGUGCACAUACGUGUCGGCCGACGGGCAGAAGCACCACAGCAAGCUGCUGGUGUCGGGCUUCUGGGGCGUGGCCCGGCACUUCAACUACACAGGUGACCUGAUGGGCAGUCUGGCCUACUGCCUGGCCUGCGGCGGCGGCCACCUGCUACCCUACUUCUACAUCAUCUACAUGACCAUCCUGCUCACACACCGCUGUCUGCGGGACGAGCACCGCUGCGCCAACAAGUACGGCCGAGACUGGGAGCGCUACACUGCCGCUGUGCCCUACCGCCUGCUGCCCGGUGUCUUCUGA
Orycteropus afer afer is the source of this 1428-nucleotide messenger RNA. It is a transcript of the gene DHCR7, whose product is annotated as 7-dehydrocholesterol reductase. The transcript has 7 exons. Gene Ontology annotation, molecular function: 7-dehydrocholesterol reductase activity. Gene Ontology annotation, cellular component: endoplasmic reticulum membrane. The record is from RefSeq and is a predicted model, not a curated record. NCBI's taxonomy places the organism in Eukaryota, Metazoa, Chordata, Mammalia, Tubulidentata, Orycteropodidae. Gene Ontology annotation, biological process: brassinosteroid biosynthetic process; cholesterol biosynthetic process. Bases 1 to 1428 code for a protein of 475 amino acids.